Boeremia exigua is the source of this 1026-nucleotide messenger RNA. Its product is annotated as mannose-6-phosphate receptor binding domain-containing protein. The transcript has 3 exons. The record is from RefSeq and is a predicted model, not a curated record. Gene Ontology annotation, biological process: vacuolar transport. Lineage: Eukaryota; Fungi; Ascomycota; Dothideomycetes; Pleosporales; Didymellaceae. The coding region runs from base 1 to 1026 and encodes 341 amino acids.
AUGAAGCCCGCACUGACUUCGCUGCUGGCGCUGCUGCUGAGCGGCGCCGGGGCGCGUGCGGCGAGCGACCGGCCGCUGAAGCCGUGCACCGUCGUGUCGCCGACGACGGAACGCUUCUUCGACCUCAACGGGCUGCGCCGGACGCUGCCCAAGGCGGGCGACAAGAAGAAGGACGCCGACGAGGGCAGCUGGCACGCCCGCGGCUACGACUACGGCGCCAACUUCACCGUCAACUUCUGCGGGCCCGUCGUCGAGGAGCUGGGCGCCGUGCAGGACCUGGACAAGGGCCUGUGGCGCAACGUCAGCGCCUUUUACGAGCGCGGCGACCGCCAGUACGCCAUUGGCCUCGAGAACGAGGAGCCCAUCUUCCGCGGCAGGAAGCUGAUCCUCAACUACACGGGUGGCUCGCUGUGCCCGUCGACGGCCUCGAAGCGCGCGCCCGUCGACCUGCGCGAGAUCAUCGGCGGCGACGACGGCAAGGACAAGGACAAGGACAAGGACAAGGACGGCAAGAAGCACGACGACGACGACGACCGCAAGAAGCCCGCCAAGCCCGAGCGCCGCAAGACGACCGUCAUCUCGCUGCUGUGCGAGUCGGACCCGCUGGCCAAGAGCAGCAUCUCGUUCGUGGCCGCCGUCGACGACUGCACCUACUUCUUCGAGGGCCGCUCGCGCCACGCCUGCGGCAUCGUGCACGCCGACGAGCAGACGCUCAGCCCGGGCGGCGUCUUCGGCGUCAUUGCCCUGAUUGCCGUGCUCGUCUACUUUGUCGGCGGCUGCGUCUACCAGCGCACCGUCAUGCACCAGCGCGGCUGGCGCCAGCUGCCCAACUACGCCAUGUGGGCCGGCAUCUGGCGCUUCUUCUCGGACAUGUUUGUCAUCCUCACCUCGUCGUGCGCCCGCUGCAUGCCCUCCCGCCGUGGCUACAGCCGUGUCUCGCUGGGCGCCGACAGCCGCGGCCGCGGCCGCCGCGACGAGAGCGAGAACCGCCUCAUCGACCAGCUGGACGAGGAGUGGGACGACUAG